Molecule: messenger RNA, 647 nt
Organism: Agrilus planipennis (emerald ash borer)
Lineage: Eukaryota; Metazoa; Arthropoda; Insecta; Coleoptera; Buprestidae
Product: speedy protein A-like
Exons: 3
Coding region: 89-565 (158 amino acids)
Biological process (GO): positive regulation of cyclin-dependent protein serine/threonine kinase activity
Molecular function (GO): protein kinase binding
Source: RefSeq, a predicted model, not a curated record
UUUCGAAUGUUUUUGGCGCAUUUGCUAAACGUCAGAUUUAAGAUAAUUUUGAAAUUUUAUAUUAACACUAAAUUAAUAUAAUACUAUUAUGUCUGUUGAUAAUUAUAUUGGUUUAUUCUUUUCAUUACUGGAUGGGGAAGAAGUUCAAUAUUUUUUAAAAAACGAUGGAUGCAAUGUUUUAGCUGAUAAGUAUAUCCUGGCAAGUGUUUUCGUUUAUUUUCUUAGAGCAAAAUUGACAGAAGAUGAAUAUAAUUUAAGAAAUUUCUUUUUAGCACUAUAUUUGUGCCAUGAAAUUUGCGAAGAAAUAGACGAAUACAAAGAUGAAAUUGUGGAUUAUUAUUUAAAUAUCCGUAGAUUGUUCCCACCAAGCACUAAUCAACAUUUUCAAAAAUUUAUGGAGGAUCGUUUUCUUUUUCUAAAAAGAAUGUGCUAUAAGGGUCAUAUUCAUAGAAAAUUGUGCGAAAAAUUGUUUAUUCUUUUUCCACAUGUGGUGUGGAAUAGGACGAGGCCUUUGCAACAUGGUGGUGCCCAUCGUUGUUUGCCAUCAUGCAAACAAUGUUUGUAAAUAAGUUCUAUUAAUUCUGUCUAAAUUAAUUUGUCGAAAAAGCGACAUAAUUUCAUUUAAGUUUUGCUAUAUCAGUAAAAAA